AUGCCUCGUGGAUGGGCGCAUGAUGAAGGUGUCUCCGAUAAGUGUUUCCUUCACUCGCAUCUUGCUAAUAUGGCGGCCAGGUCCUGGUUGAAGACGGCGAUGUCUACUCUGCCUGGUCGUGAUCAUACGUCUUUAGACGGCAAAGGGGGUACAGAAUCAGCAUUGAAAAAGACAGAUGCCACUAGCUAUGUAUAUUACCGUCUAUACACCAAACUCGGUGCAUUCGAAUCGAUUCACCCCCUCUACCACAACGACCGUUUCAUUGGCCGCAUUCCAACGAAAUCCUUUGCCCCUCCUCAUACCAUGGCGUCUAUCAAGCUGUCGCUAUGCGGACUUGAGGACCUUUCGGAGCCCGACAAGGCGCUUCUCUUCACAUCGCUCUCAAGCCCAGCACCCAAAGAAGACUCUGCCCGCCUCUCUUUGAGCGCUCCUUCUGCCCCAGGCAUGUCCGAACACGAUCCGAUCGCGUUGGUAGUCAACUCAGAGGAGAGGACCAAGGAGGUCUCGCAACCAAAGAAACUGCCAGCACGCUCUGAUGAUACCAAAAUCCAUCACGGGGGAAAAGGAGAUCAAAAGGCAAAGACGUGCUUUGACGAACGUGACAUUUCGUUGGGGCGCAUCAACACCCUCUUCAUCGCGCCCCCUCACACCGCUGGGUCUUUGAAACUGUGCAUCGAAAACGUUGAAGGCCUCGUUACGCCGGGUCAUGCACUCUACAAGGAUAUGGAACUCUUCAAAGACACGGAUAGUGACACUGCCAUGAACGACACCGAUGUCAUAUCCUUUCAAGGUGACACUUAUCCGGCGGGCAGCGAUCAAGGCAAUCCCGUAGCCCUUGUCAAUGCAACCACCAAUACAGCUGCAGACCAAGAUGAAGGCGAUCACGUAGCCCCUGUCAAUGCAACCACCAAUAGAGCAACGGACCAAAAGGCUAAACCUACACCAGGUAAAGUUCUCAGUGAAUAUCCACUAGACACUGCGCCAACAAACCGUUUUUUCAAUCAGAUGGACCAGAUUCAAAAUUCACGAGACGCGCUCGGUUUAUUGUCCUAUCCCACUGCAGCUGUGACAAAAUAUGAUCUCACCUGGCCAUCAAUACGGGAAAAUGAGACUGUUUACACGGAUGGGGUUCUCGUCUCUGAGUCCAGGUGGUACAAUCCUACCAUGUCUUCUCCAGGAUACAUGGUGAUUAAUUCCAAGGGUAAAAAAAGCUUUGUGCGUCAGCAUAUAUACACGAACAAAAAACCGAAAACGCUCGCAUUCAUUUAUUCAAUUCCUCGUCAGCAUCAGUCAAAAAGAGAUCGUAAAAAAGUCGUCAAGGUCAUAAAAGUCAUGAACCUGAGCAAAGCUGCUCCCACCAAGGUCAAGCAAGGUCAACUACCUCCUGCUCUUCCUCUUCAACCAACUCCACACCCCAACCCCAGUCAACCUCCUCACAAGCACCUUCAACACAGCAGCGCACACGCCAAUGCCAACAAGGACGAGAAUAUUCUUCAAGCUCACGUCCUCUCUGACCAAGCGCCCGUUGCAGCCCAUCAACCGCUUGCUCUAAUUCCACAACCUUUUCUUCCCUCCAUCGUACCUCACGCUCCAUCCUUUCAACCGCCCUCUCCCUCUUUCUCUCUCCGCCCAACCGCCUCCUCACGUCGCCCCACCGCCUCCUCACGAUACCCAACAACCCUCUUUUCGAUCCUCUCCUGUCUAGCCGCCAGCCCCAGCUCACGUUGGUCUGGGGCUUCUUCGCGGGUUGUCGAUGGUGUCAAGCUUCUUUCUGUUUCCGCUCCUGGUUUAGUCUACCCAGAAUCGGUCACCGUCGUACCCACACCAGCACUGGAAAUAGGUGGGGUCUACGAGAAGGUGUUGUCCGCUACGUGGCGGGAGAGGAAGGGACGCGUGUGUUGUUGGCCUGGACCGCCUAUGCCCAGAGGGGUCGGAAUUGCAGUGAAUGGGGGUAUGGAACCUGAAGAUCCCGUUGGGAGUAAAGAUAAGGGUAGAGGCGCAUGA
Laccaria bicolor S238N-H82 is the source of this 2004-nucleotide messenger RNA. RefSeq lists its product as uncharacterized. Lineage: Eukaryota; Fungi; Basidiomycota; Agaricomycetes; Agaricales; Hydnangiaceae. The record is from RefSeq and is a predicted model, not a curated record. Bases 1 to 2004 code for a protein of 667 amino acids. The transcript has 11 exons.